UUCGUUGCAAGAUAUUGCAAAUUUUUAUAUAUCUAAAAGGUGAAUUGUAAGUGAAUUAUAGCAUCUGAAAGGUGAAUUAUAAGUAAAUUAUACGAAAUGGGAAGCAUCAGAGCAUCACAAAUGCUAACUAAUUGCACAAAUAUUAUCUUGUUCAUCAUGGUAACAACUUGCGCAGCUAUGCCAAUUCUUUUUCUAAAUCCCGGAACGAUGCUUGCUCAUCCAGCUGUUAUAAUUAAUACUGAGAUGGAAGAUAAUUUACCUUAUGAAUUACGAAAUAAUUUCUAUAAAAAUCCAAGUAUUGCUGCUGGUCUCGCUAAGGAAUCCUGGUUUAUUGAUAAGGAAAUGCAGGUAAUUGACCGAGAAGCGGACAAAAUCCCGAAGGAAAAAAUUUAUAAUGUGCUACAUAACGCUGGACUCGUUCGCAGAUAAUAUCAAGAUAAUGAAGAAGAAUUAUUAGCUAAUUUGAGUGAGAACACUCGUGUGCACUGGUGUAUAUAAAAGUCAUUAUACACAUACCGAUUUAAUCUGACAAUGAGUGUAAAAAUGA
Atta colombica is the source of this 547-nucleotide messenger RNA. RefSeq lists its product as uncharacterized. The transcript has 3 exons. Bases 97 to 429 code for a protein of 110 amino acids. Lineage: Eukaryota; Metazoa; Arthropoda; Insecta; Hymenoptera; Formicidae. The record is from RefSeq and is a predicted model, not a curated record.